Molecule: messenger RNA, 5140 nt
Organism: Anolis carolinensis (green anole)
Lineage: Eukaryota; Metazoa; Chordata; Lepidosauria; Squamata; Anolidae
Product: zinc finger and SCAN domain-containing protein 2
Exons: 5
Coding region: 1094-3382 (762 amino acids)
Biological process (GO): regulation of gene expression
Cellular component (GO): nucleus
Source: RefSeq, a predicted model, not a curated record
AAAGCUUGAUGGUGGAAUGAAAAAAGGAAACACUGUCCUACUCCAGGAAGAGGUGGAGCCAAACAAUUGAGCUGAGGAAGCAAUAUAACUGGUGCAAACAACAUUGAUUGACAGCUAUAAAUAACCAAUCAAUCCAACUACAUUUACAGGGUGAAAAGGCAAAAUCAGUCAUGAUACAACAAUUUAAAUCUUGCAGCUUAAAGUUCCACAUAUAGAUGGCGCCACUCACGCCGUCACAAAGAUAUUUAGGAUGGAAACAGUGUUCGAGCUGGGUUGUUGUAUGUCUUUCGGGCUGUGUGGCCAUGUUCCAGAAGUAUUAUCUCCUGACGUUUCGCCCACAUCUAUGGCAGGCAUCCUCAGAGGUUGUGAGGCAUGGAUAAACUAGGCAAGGAAGGUAAAUAUAUAUCUGUGGAGAGUCCAGGGUGUGAAGAGUCCGUUGUCAGUUGGAAGCCAGCGCUAAUGUUUCAGUUAAUCACCCUAAUUAGCAUUGGAAAGGUUUGUCUCUUGCCUGGGGGGCAUCCUUUGUUCAGAGUCAUUAGCUGUCCUUGGGGAUCCUCUGCCCUCAGAGUGUUGCUUCCCAUCUACUGUUCUGAUUUUUGAGUUUUUUAAAUACUGGUAGCCAGUAUUAAAAAACACAGCUCGAAAGACAUACAGCCCGAAAGACAUACAACAACCCUGUGAUCCCGGCUAUGAAAGCCUUCGACAACACAGUGUUCGAGCUCUUGACCUUCCCAGUGUGGAUGCAAGCAUAGAGGUGCCCCAGUCAGAGGCUGUCCAAGCUCCCUCUCCUGUUCAGCCAAGAUGGGGUUAAGGUGACAGAGAGCGGGUCCUAGACUGACCAUAUCCUCCCGCCAGGAGAAAGUGGGCCUCUGAACGUUUCUUUCCGGCUUCCUGCUCUGGCUCCUCCCCCUUCAGCUCAGUGUAUUUGGCGCCAAGGCAGAGCCGGAAGGAGAAGCAAAAGGCAGGUGUAUCCUCUGGAGGAGUGUCCUUGGAUGAGUUGACUCUUUGAAUGUUAUGAGAAGGAGACAACCUAAGGACUAGUGUUGAAAAGCAGAGGGAGAGGCACAACAAAGCAGAUUUCUUUGGAAAGGAAAUGGCUGCAAUACAAGAAAGAGGCUCCACUGGAUUUCUGAGUCCAGCAAUAAAAAUGGAGGUGCAGGAUUCAGUAGGUCCUGAAUCAGAAGAUUCCAAAGAAAGAGCAGGUCUACCAGAAAGGGGAAGCGGUAGAGAAGAAUCAGAACAAACAGUAAAACAGGAGUCAAAAGAAGAGCCAUCAAGGACCUGGGAUGCUCAGUUGGAAAGGUUUCUGAGAACACUACAGUCUCCUUCUGGAGGGGAAACUCUCCAACAAUCUCACCCCCAAGAGCCUCAGACAAUGACUGCAGAUGAUGAAAGCCAUCUGGAUGCCUCACAUUCUGGGAAAGAGGGAACAGCAGGUAAAGGUGCUGUUGAGUUGGAGACGGGGCGCCAGCAUUUUCGGAUGUUGAUCUACCAAGAAGCCGUAGGGCCCAGAAAUUUCUGGUGGAAUCUCCGAAAUCUCUGCCGGAAGUGGCUGAUGCCAGAGAGACACACCAAGGAGCAGAUCCUGGACCUGGUGACGCUGGAGCAGUUCCUGGCUGCCCUGCCCCCAGAAAUGCAGAAAUGGCUCAGAGGACUCUGUCCCCAGACCUGCUUCCAGGCUGUGGCCCUGGCAGAGGAUUUCCUUCUCAAUCAUCGAGGGCCCAAAGGCUGUGAAGGACAGAUCACAGAGGUGUUCAAAAAAGAGUUUGUAAAUCCCCCUGAAGCAAAGGACCCAAACAUGAAACUUCUAAUAAAGGUUGAGUACAAAGGUACUGGGAAUGAAAAUGUGUUGGAUGGUGCAGGGCUGACUGAAAGUGAGGAACAAAACCCCCAACAUGAGACUACAGAGGGGAUGGAGCAGUUGAUGACAUCCAGAACAACUGACAAAAAGAACAGUUUCCUAUUUCAGAGUGAACCUGAUUGGAACAAGAAUGGGGCAAACAAAGACAGUGGAACUUUCAAGAGGAAGGCGGAGGAUCCAGUUGUUUCAUCACAAGGUGUGUACAGAAAUACCAGUGGGGCUAAACAAGAGAAAUAUGAAAAAAAUGGGAAACACUUUAACCAGGACUCUCACCUGGUCAUUCAGGAAGAUCCUGAUGUAGAGGAAAAGAGAUACACAUGUUGGAACUGCAGUGAAAGUUUCAGUAGCAGCUCAGAUCUUAUGAUACACGAGAGAGCCCAUGUGGGUGAGAAAAUGUAUAAAUGUUUCCAUUGUGGGAAAUUUGAGAGAACCCACAAAAAUCUGGUGCCGUGUAGGUGUUCACACUGUGGAAAUACAUGUUGGUGGAACCAAAAAGAUGAAAUCCAAACAGGAGACAAGAUCUACACAUGUUCAAAAUGUGGGGAACAGUGCAGUCGGAAAUCAGACCUUUUAAAGCAUGAAAGAACACACAGAAGAUGUUCAUUCUGUGGGGUGACUUUUACCAAAGACUCCUGUCUCAAACUGCACCAGAGAAUCCACACUGGAGGGGAAACAUAUACAUGCCAGAACAGCGAGGAGUCUUUUAGCAUGAUGGGAUGUUUGAUACCGCAUGAAGGAAUCCACACAGAAAUAUGCUCCUACUGCGGAAAACGUUUCAGUCAGAAAACAGAACUUGCUGAACACGAGAAGACCCAUGAAGCAGAACACACAUUUGUACCUUUUGAAGUCAGUUCAGAACUAGUUGCACAUGUACGAACAGACACAGAGAAACCAUUUGAAUGCUCAGUCUGUGGGAAGAUGUUUGAGAACAGUUUGCAACGCACUGCACACCAGAAACUCCACAAGGGCAAGAAGCAGCACACAUGUUCCAGCUGUGGAAAAAGCUUUACCCAGAUAAAGAGCCUUAUUAUUCAUAAGAGAAUCCAUGCAAGACAAAACCCACACAAGGGCUCAAUGUGUGGAGAGAACUUCAAAAACUUCCUGAAUUUUAAAUGUGAUGAGAGGAUCCACAGAAGUAAGAAACUACAUAAAUGUUCCCACUGUGACAAAACCUUCAGGUGGACGUCAGAUCUUGAAUUACAUGAAUUAAUUCACACAGAAGAAAAGCCGUUUAAUUGCUCAGAUUGUGGAGAAUGUUUUAAUAGGCGAUCCAGUCUUCUUGAACAUUCGAGAAGUCACACAGGACAAAGUCCAUUUACCUGUUCAUACUGUGGGAAAAUGUUCACCUCAAACUCUGUUCUUCUACGGCAUCAGAAAUUCCAUGUUGCAGAGAAAGUUUGUACCUGUUCACAGUGUGGGAAAACUUUCAAGCAACAAUCAGACCAAGUAGAAGAGAAGGCAUCAAAAUGUCCUGAGUGCACCAGAAGCCAUGAUCUAAGUUCAGAUCUUGUAUGUCUGUAAACACAUGCAGAGAAAAAAAAGUAUUUGAAUGCUUUGAGGGGGAAAAGUUGAGAUACAACUACCACCUCAUUUCACAUCCGAGCAUCUACAAAGAAGGUCAUUAUUAUCAGUGUUUGGACCAUUGUCGGAGUGAAAAAUAUUGAGGCUGUGAAGAUCUUUAAAAACUUUGAAAAAUUAGAACUUAAUCUUCUUCCAUUGGUCUCUCAUAACAUCUUGACAUUUGCUUCCCUAUAACAAUUUAAGUGACCUUUCACAUAACAAAUGCAUCUAAAGAUGCCAGCUCCAUCAGCCUCUCUCUGAUUCUUUCUUAUUCUGAGUGAGCUAAGAUCCUGUGAAGUUAUCCCUAUCAAUCUCUUAUGAUGUCGCUCUCCUGUUUUGUUCUAUGCCAGUGGUUCUCAACCUGUUUUGGCUUUCAACUCCCAGAAAUCCUAACAGCUGGUAAACUGGCUGGGAUUUCUGGGAGUUGUAGGCCAAAAACACCUGGGGACCCACAGAUUGAGAACCACUUCUCUAUACCAUAUGACCUCUGUGGUCAGUAGCUUUAGUUUGACCCUUCUCACAUUAACAGUUACCUUUUCUUGAAUCAGUUACACUAUCAAGCUGCAUAGUUUUGUGUUGUCAAAGGCUUUCAUGGCCGGAAUCACUGGGUUGCUGUGAGUUUUCCAGGCUGUGUGACUAUUUUCCAUAAGCAUUUUCUCCUGCUUAUGCUUAUGGAACAUAGUCUGCUUAUGCUAAUGGAAAAUGCUUUUGGAACAUGGCCAUACAGCCUGGAAAACUCACAGCAACCCAGUGCAUAGCUUUGGUUAUUUAUGACCCCAUCUACACGGCAGUAUCAAUUUUCUGAAUCCAGAUUAUCUGCUUUAAACUGGAUUAUAUGAGUCUUAAAUGGAUUAUAUCAAUCAACACUGCUACAUAAUCCAGUUUAAACCAGAUAAUCUGGAUUCAGAAACCGGAUGCUAUGACAGUGUAGAUGGGGCGUAAGUCUCUGCAGCUGUGUUGAGUUGGAAAGAAUUGUAUUACCGUCUUGUUCCUUUUUCUCUUUGUUCUGAAUUUCUGAGUUGAAACUUAUUUCAGGUGGGAAUUUACACUUGGUUACAUAUUGUUUGUUGAUGGCUGCCAUUUCAAGUUACAUUAAUUUCAGCAGACGUAUGAAAUAAUUGAUUUAACUUUCUUCCACCGAAAGCCAUGGGACUACCAAGAACCUCUUUAUUACUGUCUUGAUGUGGAAGUAAUUUUCCAGGUGAAUAUUUGGACAGCUGUGUCUAGAACAGGCAUGGGCAAAGUUAGGCCCUCCAGGUGUUUUGGGCUCAGCUGAGGGGGGAAAGGAAAGGGCCUGAGGCUGCUAGGAAUGGUGGGAGUUGAAGCCCAAAACACCUGGAGAGCCAAAGUUUGCCCACGCCUGUUUGAGAACCUCAGCUGCUUCUUCCAUUCUGUGGAUCUAUGCAUUUAGAAAGCUAGGUCUUUUUAUAAUUUCAGGCUGGCCAACAAGCACAAGAAGAGUGUUUUUUUAAAAAAAAAAAAUAGGGUAAGAAACCUUUGACCUGUACGAUGUUUUGGACAAUGACUUCGCUUCAUUGCAGCCAGUUUUGCUAGUUUUAGGAGCUGUAGAUUAAAACACCUGGAAGAUCAAUAUUUUCCACUCUUUAUCUUGGUGGUUCAGAAAUUUCCAUUCCAAAUACGGAAUGGCUUUAUUGUUACUGAAAUUUUGGAACUGUUUUUCUUCUUUGUUGCUGAAUAAAGUUUGUUUUAAAAAACAAA